AUGUCCUCCAGGUCUGGGGAAAGCGAUUCGCGUCCUGGCAUGGGUGAGGUUUGCUGGGAUGAUGGGCUCAUCCUGACAGCCUGGGCCCCAGCAAUAGCAGAAGUCUACACGGCAUGGAUAUACAAAUUAGCCUACCAAAGAUACCAUAUUCACGACAUUCCUCCGUUGUCUGUCGAGCGAAAAGUCACCGGGCAAAAGUACAAUCUCGCCAAUCAGCUCCUGUAA
This is a messenger RNA of Monascus purpureus, 225 nucleotides long. The record is from the annotation of a GenBank genome assembly. Lineage: Eukaryota; Fungi; Ascomycota; Eurotiomycetes; Eurotiales; Aspergillaceae.